Tachyglossus aculeatus (Australian echidna) is the source of this 986-nucleotide messenger RNA. Its product is annotated as T-cell receptor-associated transmembrane adapter 1. Gene Ontology annotation, biological process: positive regulation of T cell receptor signaling pathway; negative regulation of receptor recycling. Lineage: Eukaryota; Metazoa; Chordata; Mammalia; Monotremata; Tachyglossidae. The record is from RefSeq and is a predicted model, not a curated record. The transcript has 5 exons. The coding region runs from base 1 to 723 and encodes 240 amino acids. Gene Ontology annotation, cellular component: T cell receptor complex.
AUGCCUUACCCAUCAGACAACACCGCUUCUCUUCUUGUUAUGGUGAUUGUUGCUGCUUUUGCCGUUAUCAUUACGUUGCCAGAUGCAGCCCUGCCCACGGGCUCGGAUUCUGCCCUCGAUUGCCGGGAAAUCGCAUCGGCAGCCGCUGAACGCGCCGAGCGCGGCGGACUGAAAAUGAGGGCUCAGUUCGGCACCACAGAAUUCUCACCCAACCCUGGUGGGAAGAGAGAAGUAGGUGUGCUAGUCCAAGGGAAUAACAAUCCUUUCUUCGUCUGCCCCAACUACAGAGAGGAAGAGAGCUACAUCGAAGAUACGCCGAUUUAUGGUAACCUCACUCAAGUGUCUCCUGAACCAGUGACCGAAAGCUGCUAUGAACAGAUGCGAGCCCGGCCUCCGAGGUCCAGGAACGAAGAGCAGGAACCCCCUGUGAAGGCACAGCCUGAAGUCCAGAUGUGCUACGCCUCUCUAGAUCACAGCUUCAAGGGGAAGUCCAGGAAGCCCAGGAAGCCCAGGAAACCUAAGGUCCGGGCAGCCGACCUAGAUGAAGAUGAGCAACUGUCCCUGAAUGGCCCCAAGACCCCCCUCACCACCUACCACCAGAGCGAUUCGUUCCAGGCGGGUAUCGCCGAGGAGAGCAUCCACGACGAUCCCGUGCGCCUCUUCGGCUUGAUCCAUGCCGAGAGGGAGCUCGUCAACGGGCAGGAUGGCAACCCCUCUCGGUAACCCGGAAGAAAACGGCCUCCAGCCCCGUGACCCAGCAGAGAUCUCCAUGGACCGAAUGAGUCAGGGGCACGGAACAAUGUCCUGAUCACCGCAGGUCUGCACCGUCUGAGGCUGACGCCAACCCGACUUGCUUUCACCAUUUCUCCAGAGGGGACGGAAGUUUCCAGGGCAGGGGGAGGAUCCUGGGAAUAAUGGGCGCAAGAGUAAUGAUCACCCACGGUGGUGAGAAGCUCGCAGCGUUGGGUCAGGGUGAGGGACAAUGA